ACUCCCCCUCUGACGCCUCCCAUUGGUCACUUGCGAGCCUUCGGCCUGCCUCGCCAUUGGCCCGUGUCGCGUGAGAGCUCUCUCUGGGUCGCGGAGCUUUUGUGAGGCUGUCUGGGCAACAGCAACGAGGGGUCGCGGGACGGUGGGAGGAGGGAGAAAAAGCGAAGAAAGGACUGAAAGGGAUGGAACCUGGGUGGGGGGAAGCACCGCUGAAAAGGGGGAGAUGGUUUAGCAGAACGCGGCGCGACGACGCAGAAGCGUAGCCGGCUAGCGAAGGUGGCGUCCGAGCGUGGAGAACUUGCCAACCGCAAACGAAACGAGGAGCCUCCAAUGAUGAAAACUGACAUUUUGAGGGGACUUGACCUGGAUUAAAGCAAGCAAGAGGACGUAGAGGAGCCAUGUCCGCCGCCUUGUCUCAGCAACUGCCAAAGCAGGACAAGGAGGUGGCGGAGGAGGAAGAGGAUGAGGAGCAAGGCGAGGAGUUUGUCUUUGACGACAGCGAGGACGAGCGGGGGCCUCGAGGGGUGGCCGGCGACUCGCUUCAAUUGUCAAAUCCGGAAGUCCCACAGACGUGCGAGGACGCGUCGCAGGCUGUCAAAGACGUCACGCCACAGGAAGGAAGCGCCAGCCAGGAUGACGUUCAAGCCGCUCAUUCAGCCAGCGGGGUCCGUGCAGCAGCCCAGCUAAUAACGUUUGAGGGCGAUUCAGGAGCCGGCGAUGCGGAAACAGCAAAGGAAAGCUCUGAGGACAUCCCUGAAGCCUCACAUGAAGUUGAAGCUGACGUCAUCUAUGACGACGUCCCGUGCGAAGAGCCUCUCUCCCCUGAUGAAGAUAUGCUCUACGAGGACGUCCAGCGGGACUCCUGCGGUCCAUCUGUUGCAGGCAACGGGUGGAGCUCCAGCGAGUUCGAGAGCUAUGAUGAGCAGUCGGAUGGCGAGAGCAAAAUGCCCACACGCAGCAAGCUGUCCCCCGAAGUGCGGCGGCUAAGAGAGCGCUGCGCCAGGACCAAGCGUGAGCUGGCUAUGAAGCUGUCUGGCAAGCACAACUAUGACAUAAAGGUGCAGCAGCUUAUGAAGGCAGCCAGAAGCAACACCAAGGAUGGACUUGAAAAGACCAGAAUGGCCGUCAUGCGCAAAGUCUCCUUCCUUCACCGGAAAGACACCAUUGAGGAAGAGGACGAUGCGGGCUAUCUGGAUGUGGUGAUAUCGGACGUGACUCAUCCGCCGCCGCAGCUGAGCGCCAUGCCGGAGGGCCUGACCAGCCACCAGGUUGUCAGGCGCCACAUUCUCGGCUCCAUCAUCCAGAGCGAGCGCAGCUACCUGGAGUCCCUCCGGAGGAUCCUGCAGGAGUACCACAGACCUCUCCUGGAAGCCGACCCGCGCAUCCUGAGCCCUCGCAAGAUCCGACCCAUAUUCUACAGAGUCCGGGAGAUCACGCAUUGCCAUUCCAUGUUCCAGAUUGCGCUGGCGUCACGUGUGGCUGAAUGGGACAGCUGUGAGAAAAUCGGAGACUUGUUUGUCGCCUCGUUCUCCAAGUCCAUGGUGCUGGACGUGUACAGCGACUAUGUGAACAACUUUACCAACGCCAUGGCGCUCAUUAAAAAGGCCUGCCUAUCCAAACCGGCCUUUCUGGAAUUCCUGAAGAAGAAGCAGGCAUCCAGCUUGGACCGCAUCACUCUCUACGGCCUGAUGGUGAAGCCCAUCCAGCGAUUCCCCCAGUUUAUAUUGCUUCUGCAGGACAUGCUGAAGAACACGCCCAAGGGCCAUGUGGACCGGCUGCCCCUGCAGCUCGCCCUCACCGAACUGGAGACGCUGGCCGAGAAGCUCAACGAGCAGAAGCGGGUCGCCGACCAGAUUGCAGAGACCCAGCAGCUGGCGCGCAGCGUCAGCGAUCGUCUGCUCAGUAAGUGUCCCUCGCAGCAACUCAACCUGGAGCAGGGGUCUCUGGUCCAGUGCGAGACGCUCAUCGAGACCGUGUAUGGCGAGCGGGGACAAGUCCUCAAGUCCAAGGAGCGCAAGGUCUUCCUCUUCGACGACGUCUUAAUCUGCGCCAACAUAAAUGUCAAGGGGUCUCCAGACAUCAGCAGCCUGGUCCCGGUGGGGCCCAAGUACACCAUGAAAUGGAGCGCCCCCUUGCAGCAGGUGCAGGUGGCGGAGGUGGGUCAGGAGACCUGCCAGGGCAAGGACGCCGUCUUCCAGCAGAAUGCGAGCAAGCGGCAAAGCGGCGCCCACGCUUCAGGGAAAUCCAUCCUUGGUCCUCCACGCCUCUACCAAGAACUGCAGGAACUUCAACAUGACCUUUGUGUGGUGGAGGACGUGACGCUCCUGGUGGGCACCCUGGAGGGGACGUACCAGAACCUGAACACCACGGUGGCCCAGGACUGGUGUCUGGCUCUGCAGAGACUCAUUCGUAUCAAAGAAGAGCAGAUUCAGAGUGCCAACAAAUGUCGCUUACGCCUGCAGCUGCCCGGCAGGCCAGACAAGUCCGGUCGUCCCGUCAGCUUCAUGGUGGUCUUCAACACGCCAAACCCGCUCAGCAAGAUCUCCUGGGUCAACCGGCUGCACUUGGCCAAGAUUGCGCAACGCGAGGAAAAUUCGCCCGGCUGGCUGUACGAGGAGCACGAGGGCAAGCCGACAGCCCCGUUUUGGUGUCCCCUUCUGGCCUGUCACAUGCCCGUUUUUGCUACCAAGUCCCCCGAGAGAAAGCUCGAAGCUGCCAUCCACAAUCCUGUUCACUGUGCAUUGUUGGGCUUCUCGGCAGCCAGCACAUCCUUACCUCAAGGCUUCCUCUGGGUGGCUGCUGGCGGGGAGGAAGCCUCUCAGGGCCAGAUUGAGAUCUUCUCGCUCAACAGGCCCGUGCCAAGGGCCGUGAAGAGCUUGCAAGUGGGCUCCGCCGUCCGCUGUCUUGAAUACGUGCCGGAAGCUUCUCCCACUGAGGAGGCGGAGGCCGCACCUCACAAGGGAAACGCUGCCAGCAUCUGCGUCGGAUUAGAUGACGGACGAAUUCUGGUCUACGGCAGCGUGGACACUGCGGCUCAGUGCCUGGUGACCCUCAGCAACCCCCGGGGCUGCCCCGUGCUGUGCCUGAAGCACUCGCCUUGCUUCCUCUUUGCUGGCUUGCGCGAUGGCACCUUGAUGGUUUACGGGAGGAAAAGUGGCGAGGAUCUCUGGGAUCCCGAUUCCAGCAGAAGCGUGAACUUGGGUUCAGAUCCAGUGCGGACCCUCUUGGUGCUGGACGACUCGGUGUGGGCGAGCUGCAGGAACUUGGUCAUGGUGGUUGACAUCUGCAGCCUCAACACUCAGACACUGGAGGCUCACCCCGACCCAGCGGUUAGCGUGGCACAUGUGGCGCGCGCCGGCGGCGGCGUGUGGAUGGCCUUCUCGGAGGGCUCGUCCAUCCGUCUCUUUCACACCGAGACGCUGGAGCUGCUGCAGGAGAUCAACAUCUCCACGCGCUCCACGCUGCUCAACACCGGUCAGGCGACCAUGCGAGUCACCAGCCUGCUCAUCUGUCAAGGGCUCUUGUGGGUCGGCACCGCCCAAGGCCUCAUUGUCACCCUGCCGGUUCCCAAACUGGAAGGAAUACCCAAAAUAACAGGAAAAGGCAGGAUCUCGCUGAACGGCCACAGCGGGCCGGUGGACUUCCUGGCGGCCAUCACCAGCACCUUGUCUCCGGACCUCCUGAAGAGGGACUCGGUGGCGGACGGGCCGGACUCGGCGUGCGGGGGCGAGGAUCCCAGCGAUACUUCCUCCCAGGAAUCCCUGCAGCACCCGGGCGAUGGCCGGGCGGCGGGCGGCGGCGGCCGCGGCGGCGUCCUGCUGCGCUACAAGCUGCGCUCCACCUCGGGGCUGCCCGGACGGCCGCUCACGGCCGCCGCCGCCGACGAGGCCUCCGACUCGUCCCUGGAGUCCCUGGAGCACAGCGUGGAGGACGGCUCCAUCUACGAGCUCAGCGACGAUCCCGAGACGUGGGUGCGGGGGCGCCCCUCGGAGAAGGACGGCAGGGCCAAAGACAGGGUGGUCUCGGCCGCCGUGGUCUCCGGGGGCCGAGGGUUCCGGAGGCUGCGGGAGGGGGCGCGGACAGCCGGGGAGCCUUCGGAGAACGUCCUUCUGGUUUGGCAACUCCCGUUGACUGUCUAAUUUAGAACAACGCGCUUCACCUCCAGUGCACUCGCGUAGCAUUCGAAAGGAAUCUCGGAGGCUCACGCGUCGAAGAAGGGAAGCGCUCCACCUUGGGUUUCAGCAUUGCCUAGUCCAAGGACUAUAAAAUCAUCCUAAAGUCAUAGACCAAUAACAGGUAAUAAUUCCCAAAAGGACAGGUAUCUUAAAAAAAAAAAAA
Hippocampus comes (tiger tail seahorse) is the source of this 4338-nucleotide messenger RNA. RefSeq names its product Rho guanine nucleotide exchange factor (GEF) 10-like a (gene arhgef10la). Gene Ontology annotation, biological process: SREBP signaling pathway; actin cytoskeleton organization; positive regulation of stress fiber assembly. NCBI's taxonomy places the organism in Eukaryota, Metazoa, Chordata, Actinopteri, Syngnathiformes, Syngnathidae. Gene Ontology annotation, molecular function: protein binding; guanyl-nucleotide exchange factor activity. The record is from RefSeq and is a predicted model, not a curated record. The transcript is spliced from 27 exons. Gene Ontology annotation, cellular component: cytosol. The coding region runs from base 399 to 4139 and encodes 1246 amino acids.